Molecule: messenger RNA, 780 nt
Organism: Insectozyma verbasci
Lineage: Eukaryota; Fungi; Ascomycota; Pichiomycetes; Serinales; Debaryomycetaceae
Source: the annotation of a GenBank genome assembly
AUGCCUCAAAAUGAAUAUAUUGAACAACAUAUAAAACAACAUGGUAGAAGAUUAGAUUAUGAGGAAAGAAGGAGAAAAAAGCAAGCAAGAGAAGGUCAUAGAAUAGCUAAAGAUGCUCAAAACUUGAAAGGUUGGAGAGCUAAACAAUUUGCAAAGAAAAGGUAUAGUGAAAAAGUUGAAAUGAAGAAGAAGAUUAAAGCUCAUCAAGAAUCAAAGGUUAAAACUCCAACUGUAGAAAAUCAUGAUGAAGCAUUACCUACAUAUUUAUUAGAUAGACAAAAUAAUAAUACAGCCAAGGCAAUACUGUCUUCUAUAAAACAGAAAAGAUUGGAAAAAUCACAAAAAUUUCAAGUUCCAUUACCAAAAGUUAAAGGUAUAAGUGAAGAAGAAAUGUUUAAAGUUAUAAAAACAGGUAAAUCUAAAACUAAAUCAUGGAAAAGAAUGAUAACAAAGCAUACAUUUGUUGGUGAAGGUUUUACUAGAAGGCCAGUUAAAAUGGAAAGAAUUAUACGUCCAGCAGCUUUAAGACAAAAAAAGGCUAAUGUAACUCAUCCAGAAUUAGGUGUAACUGUAUUUUUACCAAUUUUAGGAGUUAAAAAGAAUCCACAAAGUCCAAUGUAUACUCAAUUGGGUGUUUUAACAAAAGGUACUAUUAUUGAAGUUAAUGUUUCAGAAUUAGGGUUGGUUACUGCUGGUGGUAAAGUUGUUUGGGGUAAAUAUGCACAAAUUACAAAUGAACCUGAUAGAGAUGGUUGUGUAAAUGCGGUAUUAUUAGUUUAA